AGUCCCAGAGAUGCAAGCUGCGGGAGUAAGUAAGAGGAGAAGGCGUGCCAGAUGACUGAGUUCUCUUACACAGGACAUGUGAGACGGCCGGCAGGGGACAGUGAACCAGCUCCAGCCUUCAUGCAGGAUCCCAAUCAUCCCCCAAUCAUGGGGAUGUAUUAUUCUUCUUAGAAGAAAAUGUGGUCCAACAAUGAUUACUUAAAUUAACAUUGAUGGAAUUGCCUGAGGUUGAACACAUGGAUUGCUGCGUCAGCCUGUGGCUCGUCUUACUCCCUCUGUAGAGAAUGUAAGAUCACUUUCCACUCUAAUAAAUAAUUUAAUGAAGCAGUUUUAGGGUUUCACAUAAUUGACAGAAUGAUGGUGAAAGUAAAGCACUGGAGGUCUAUGUGCAAAGGGCUCGUCUUGGGUACAUUCCUGACCAGCUGCAUGAUCCUGCUGUACUGCCUGUCUAUGCCACAAGUCCACAUCAGUUUGCCUGACAUGCCUGUGCCUUAUUCCUGUGCCCAUCGCCCAUCUCAUCUUAAUCCCAGAUUGACCAGUAAUACCUCUGAGCUAAGUACAAGUCAGACAUGCUCUCCCAAAGUGGACAUUAUGUUCAUGAAGACCCACAAAACAGCCAGCAGCACUUUUCUCAACAUACUUUUCCGCUUUGGAGAGAAGCAUCGACUCAAGUUUGCUUUCCCAAAUGGCAGAAAUGACUUUUUCUACCCUUCCUUUUUUGAGCGCUCCCAAGUCAAAGACUAUAGUCCUGGAAUGUGUUUCAACAUUAUUUGCAAUCACAUGCGCUUCAAUGCACCUGAGGUCUCUAAGGUGCUCCCAAUGGAUACUUCAUACAUCACUAUUUUGAGAGACCCAGCAGAGCUUUUUGAGUCUGCUUUCCAUUACUUUGGGCGAUUAGCACCUUUCACCUGGAAGAUACUGGGUGAUGAUAAGAUGUCUGAGUUCCUAUUCAACACUGCUCACUAUUUUGAUCCAAAUGGUUUCAACUCUUUCUACCUCAAGAAUCUGCUGUUUUUUGAUUUUGGAUUUGACAACAUGCUAGAAGUGACUGAUCCGCAAGUAGCAGAAGGAAUUAAAUUUAUCAGUGACCGUUUUCAUCUGGUCAUGUUAGUGGAGUAUUUUGAAGAGUCUCUCAUUUUACUAAAGGAUGCCCUCUGUUGGGAAAUAGAUGACCUGGUUUUCUUUAAGCUCAAUGCACGCAAAGGAUCCACUGUGUCCAAACUAACUCCUGAACUCAGGGCAAAAGCACUUGAGUGGAACGCCAUUGACUGGAAGCUUUACCAGCACUUCAACAAAACCUUCUGGACCAAAGUGGACUCAUAUGGACGGCAACGCAUGGCCCUUGAUGUGGCUGAGCUCAGGAGGAGGAAUGAGGAGAUGACAAAGAUCUGCAUUGAGGAUGGCCAGGCUGUGGAGGCAGGCAGGAUCCAUGAGACAGCCAUGCAACCCUGGCAGCCCAUUGGAGAGAAAUCCAUUAUGGGUUACAACCUGAAACACAAUGUGGACAAGGCAAAUCGAAAAUUGUGUCGAAAAAUGUUGACGCCUGAGAUACAGUACUUGACAGAGCUUGGUGUUAAUCUGUGGAUCACUAAACUGUGGGGACAUGUUCGAGAUAUCAUAAACUGGUGAACAACAUUAGAGGGAGCAGUUGACUGAAUGUAGGAAUGGAGAGAACUAAACCUCGUGAUCCAUCUAAUUUCAGACAACUGUAUUAUAAUUUUAAAAUAAUUUGUUGUACUUUAAGUGUUAAUACUGGUUGACACAUUUUCUUAAUCUAUUGCAUAUAAUUUAAUAAAACUGUUACCAUGAACACAUAAAGCUUAUAUAACAAAUUGAUGUGGUAUGCUUUAAUUUGCUUACCUCAUGCGUUUGUAGACUAUUAUGUUUUUCUUAGUUCAUUCCUCUCAACCAGUAUCUAUAAUGUUCAAAACUUUAUGAUAGUAUUCUCUAAACCAAAGGGCCUAAAUAGACGUGACACUAUUGAAUGUGUGCUAACAAUACCACUAUGUUGGAAUAAACCUGAAUACUGUUAGGAUAAAUACUCUGCUUAGAGUGUUGUCACUACUGCUAUAGCUAAUUAUUGUACUGAACUGAUGUGAGAACAGAGUGGCUACCUGAUAAAAAUGCUCAAAAUAAUGAGAAUAAGACACAACCCUAUGGAAGGAUGCUUGAUGCAUGUACAAGUAUUGCUUUCUAAUCAGGGGCAGUGCCAGGGGGAGGCUUAAGGGGCACUAGCCUCCCCUAGAAUGGUCAUUGCACCCCCAUAGCACUCCCAAAAAUUUGCCACACUUUCAUAGUACUUCCAGUCUAUGGAUAUCCUAUGGAUAAUACCUGGACGACUGAGGGAUUGUACAGACAUCUAAAUGAAUGUGUUAAGUGAGCACCCACAUUGAAGACCUGAGCACCCCUCUUCCAACCAACAAUAUCUGUCAUCGCCCCUGUUUCUAUUUUAUAAGUAAAUUCUUCUCUGGACAUAAUGACUGCUUCAAGUGUAUUCUUUGCUUAGGCAGACUAAUGAACAUGAGAGGAAAGGGCUUUCCCCCCCAACAAUACCAUAGAAAUAUCUUGAUUUAUCUUGUUUCAGUGAUUACAUAAAACACAUGUAUUUAACGUUCAGUGUCAUAGAGCACAGUAUACAACACUGCAUACAGUAUGUAAUCAAGACGAUAUGUUUUCAUAUUAAUUUAUCAUCUACUUUUCAUGCCGGAUCAUUAUUUCACGUGUAUUCAUACUAUACACUAUAGUGUCUAAACCUAUAUACAAAUCUUUUGUCUUUUGUCAGCCAGGUAAUGAAGCCUGGAAAGGCAGUGAUUUUACACCUUUUAUUCAAAACACAGUAAAGCUUUGUCACUUAAUGUGCAAGUUUAUUUUGCAAUGCUAUCUUGUCAUGUAUGGAUUAUAUGAUAAUAAAACAAUUAUUUUCU
Messenger RNA from Periophthalmus magnuspinnatus, 2924 nucleotides. RefSeq names its product galactose-3-O-sulfotransferase 1a (gene gal3st1a). Lineage: Eukaryota; Metazoa; Chordata; Actinopteri; Gobiiformes; Gobiidae. The record is from RefSeq and is a predicted model, not a curated record. The transcript has 4 exons. Gene Ontology annotation, biological process: galactosylceramide biosynthetic process; myelination. Bases 355 to 1629 code for a protein of 424 amino acids. Gene Ontology annotation, molecular function: galactosylceramide sulfotransferase activity. Gene Ontology annotation, cellular component: membrane.